AGUACCUCCCGCACCAUGCCCGGGCUCCGCACCGCGCCCGGGCCGCCCGCCUUCCUCCUCCUCCUCCUCCUCCUGCUGCUGCUCCCCGCUCCCGUCCCCGCGGACCCCGGCGCCGGGUGGCAACUGAACCCCGGGAGCCGCCGGGCCGCGGCGGCAGCGAGGGUGGCCCUGCAGUACCGCAACUUCAAGGCGGGAUCGCCCGGGGGGCUGCGGGCGCUGGGGCAGGUCCGCAAGGCCACCGUGAAGAACAUCCCAGACUUUGGGCACAAGUAUUACCUGCAGUUCAGCACAGAAGACUACAGGACUGGGGAAAACGCCGGGAGCUGCCUGGCCACGGUGUUGUAUCCAAGGAAAAAGUCUCCUCCUGUUGUCAGCAUCAAGUGCUCACACACCAAAGACCAGAAUGAAAUCCAGGAAGAGGACAACAGACUCUACCAAAGAAUCAGGCAGCAGACCAAACCAAUAACUGGGAGCAAUAUUCCAGACAGCUAUGGCAACAUUGAGCCUGCCCUGGAGCCAGCCUGGGCUCUGGCUGUCGCUGGCAGCAGCUCCAUCAUGUGGGAAAAGUCCACAGAGGACGUGGGAUACUUCCUGGCACAAGUGAAGUCGGUGAAGCAGUGGAUGAGGAAAGAUGAUUUUAUUGAGUUUGACUACACUGUCCUGCUCCACGAAAUGCCAACACAGGAGAUGAUUUCCUGCCACAUGCGCCUCACGUGGCUCCCCGGGCGGCCUCUGAAAGUGAAACACUUCUGUGCCUCCCAGAGCCACGAGCUGAAGGAGGGAUCUGGGCUGGGAUCGGGAUCAGCUGCUGGGCUCUCAGAGGAAAGGGAGGCCAACUUCUGAGGGAGAGUGUCAGAAUCCCUGGAUUCAGGGAGAAAAUCCUCGUGCUACCAGAGCUGGAGCCGGCAUCGGGUUUCCCCACAAGUCAGUGAUUGGGAUGCUUUCACUACUCUGUUCUGUGCCAAAAUUAUUUCCUGUCACUUCUCAAACUGCAAGACUCAACUUCUAGAGAGUUCUGCCUAAAGCCUUUGCUACUGCACAUAUACACAGAUGAACAUACACAGGUUGAUUUUAUGUCACUAAUUAACAGUUACGUAGAGUUUGUAAACAAAGUUAAUAUAUUUGGGUAAAAAAAUCUCCAGGAAAGUAUUAAUCUGUCACUAAGAAAUAUCUGCCUACUGAUUUUUUGGGUCAUUUUUCGGGAUGGAAUCAUGCUGGUUUUCAACUCACCUCUCCAAUAAACCAAAUACCAUCAACUCAGGGG
This is a messenger RNA of Corapipo altera (White-ruffed manakin), 1264 nucleotides long. Its product is annotated as ovocalyxin-32-like. The transcript is spliced from 6 exons. Gene Ontology annotation, molecular function: metalloendopeptidase inhibitor activity. The record is from RefSeq and is a predicted model, not a curated record. Lineage: Eukaryota; Metazoa; Chordata; Aves; Passeriformes; Pipridae. Bases 16 to 843 code for a protein of 275 amino acids.